AAAUCUCAUAUAACAAAAUUUCUAAGUGAUUGGUUGGGUGAUAGCAUAGGGCUUUCUACCGGUGCUAAAUGGAAAGGUAGACGCAAACUGUUGACACCAGCAUUUCAUUUCAAAAUAUUAGAUGAUUUCACACUGAUCAAUGAACAGAUAAACAUAUUUGUAGACAAAAUAAGAAAUAUCUCAUCAAUUGAGAGACAAUAUAUUGAUAUCAGAGAACUGAUAGCGCUGUUAAUGGGCGCACAGUUAGGCAAAAAUAAAACAUACGUUUCAGCUAUUCAUGAUUUGGUGGAAAUAUUUAUGAAACGUGUAGUUUCGCCUCGGAUUUGGUCGGACACUGUGUUUUAUUGUACAUCAAUUGGCCAAAGUAUAGAACAGAUAGUAAGUAGUGAUAAAAACAACUACUUUUUAACUAAUAAAAAGAAAUGGAUGGCAUUUAUGGAUCCAUUACUCGAAUAUCAUAUCAAAGACAGUAAGUUGUCAGUAGAGGACAUACGUGAAGAAGUGGACGCAUUUAUGUUUGACAUAAGACAUGCUUACAGUUAUGUGCCCUUCAGUGUCGGUCCGCGCGGUUGUCUCGGAAAGCGGUUCGCAUUAAUUGAACAAAUGAUUGUUUUGUCAAAACUUUUUUUAUUCAAUCAAUUGAACCGUUAGAUAGUAUUCAGACAUCCGCUGAAAUAGUGAAU
Messenger RNA from Oppia nitens, 683 nucleotides. Its product is annotated as cytochrome P450 4C1-like. Gene Ontology annotation, molecular function: oxidoreductase activity, acting on paired donors, with incorporation or reduction of molecular oxygen; monooxygenase activity; iron ion binding. The record is from RefSeq and is a predicted model, not a curated record. Lineage: Eukaryota; Metazoa; Arthropoda; Arachnida; Sarcoptiformes; Oppiidae.